GGGCGGGGCGAUCGGAUGUCUCCUCCUCCUCCGGAGAGAAAUGCGCGCCUUGGAGCCAUGGAUCUGCCGUGCUCCGCUCCCGGGGAAGGGGGCCGUGGGCUGGCCGGAGCCUCCUUCCCUGCCCUGGAGCAGCAGUGGCUGCAGGCGCUGCGGGACUUCGGAAUCAGCGGGAGCGACGAGGAAGUAACGGACGCCGCGCUGCGGUGCUUGAUGCGCGCCUUGGAGUGCGGGAGCCGAAAGGACCUGUUGCAAUUGCAUGGCUACAGCCUUAUUUCUGUCUCUGACCUCCAGUCUCAACAACGGGUGCCUUGCUGCAGUCAUCUAACCUGGAGCUCCGAUGAAUUCAGGGAAUGGGUUCACCAAGGUGAAGGCGCCUUGUCUAACCAGAGAAGGUUGCAACGGACACACUUAAUACUCGUGGGCUACUUGACGGAUGAAAGACGUGGGGCGAAAGAGAAGUUGGUGGAUGGUAGUUUGUAUGUGCGAGACAACACUGGCGAGCUGCCCUGCACGCUCCUGCAUUUUAAGCUUGAGUGGCUAGGGUGUCUGUUGCUGUUUCCCAGCUGGAUAUACAUCCCCAAAGCAGGCCAGAGCACAGCUGGAUAUUUGGAGAUCAUGCAAGACCCAAUCCAAGUGAUGCCUGGUCCAGAGAAAACUCUUGAUAUCCUCCCUAUUUUCUACCCGGGACAAGCUGCCCAGCUUCUCAAUGCCAGGCCUCAAUAUAAGGAGAUCACAAAGCUGAAUGUGGCAGGUGAACUGUGUAGGCUGAGCACUAUUCUCUACAUCCACCAAAAGACCUUCUUUUUCAUCUUCCUGAAGUGCUUUAGUUCAGCUACAUGUAUCCCAGUAUUAGUGCAGAGGUCUUCCCAGUUGGUUUGGCAUCAUGUGCUACAGCUUGGGCAUCGGUAUGUCCUCACUGCUCUUAAAACAUCUUGCCUUAAAGCUUCUGGAUUGAGGGUAUUUAUCACCAGCUCCUCCUCACACCUUCUACCAUACUGUAUGGAACGAGUGAAGGAGCAAUCUUUGGACAGUACUUCAGAGGGAAGUCCAACUGUGUCUGUUUCCACCAAGGCCUGUGAGCAGCUUAGCAGCUCGUUGGAGCUGGAGGAGGAAGCGAAGACGGUGGUUCCAGCUCGGAAGUCCCAGAUGAUCUCCUAUGCAGGCACUAUCACCCAGGUGCUAAAUGCCCAAGCUGGGCUCUAUGAACUGGACAACAAGUUAACUCUGUGUCUUGCUUAUCAGCAGAUGUUGAAUUCUGGCCGUGGGCUCAGACCAGGAGCAGGCGUGGAGGUGAGACUAAGCUUCCAAGACGUCCACCUUGUGCAGCCCUUGGCUGCCUCGCCUUGUGUACUUGGAGCUUGCCUGCGCAGCAUGGUUGUGCUGAAGAGCUUUUCGGCGUGCAGCACAUUAUACCAGCCUGUAGCCUGCUUUGGGAAUCUUUAUAUUCAGCUGCUUUUGCGUUUCAAUUUGAGCCUGCCGCUCUAUAUCUGGCUGGUCAGCUUGCUAGAGACUUUUGAGCAGAGGUUUUGUUGUUUUCUUCCGCACCAGCAGUCGUUGCACUGCUUUAGCCACCAAGCCCUGGGGGCAGCAGAGAAGUUUAUUGUUCCUAUUCUGAAUGUUCUGGUGCCGCUUGGAAAACAAGAGCGGAACAUCCAUCAAGAGAUUCUGGCAGAAAAGCACCACUGCCCCCUAGAGCAGUAUCAGAUUUUGGAGCCGCCAUGUCAGAUUCCACCUUUCUCUUUGCUGUCUGCUAUGGCUGAGAAGAAGUGCUGGGAAAGCCUCAGUCCACUGCAACAACUGAACUCAGCCCCCGAGCUCUGCAACGUGAGCGCCCAGGAGCUGAAUCGCAGAUUGGCCUGGUCCUACUCUAGUUUAUCUGCUGAGAGCUUUCAGCCUCAGAUGGUGUUGCUUGGGUGGCUGGACUGUUCCAGCAGUGGCUUCCUCAAGUUACAAGACAGAAGUAAAGCACUCCCUUGUAUAAUAUUUCACAGAGAUGGCCGGCCAUUUGCUGAUACGUCUUUAGUAGGGUGCCUCCUGCAGGUAGAAAUAUUUCAGUUUGUAAUGGAGCAAUUCCUUCGAAGUGAUUUCCCUUCUUGGCAGCAGCUGGGGUCACAUGACUACAUAAAGGAGAAGAAAACAAGGCCUUGCGUACAGUUUUGUUUUGAGGAUGUAGAGAUCCUUCAUACUCCUGAAAAGAGAGCAUCCGAGGGUCGCCGAGUGAAUGAAAGGACCUCUUCUCAAACAGAAGGCGAUGGCUCCUCGGCAGCUGAGCCAAGAUCCCAAGAGGGGAAAAUAUCCAGCGCAGGAACGGCAGAGUCUGGUGCCAGCACAGCAGAGCCUUCCCAGGGCAGCGCUGCAGAAGCGGGCUGGUGUUCUCGCCUGUUCCUCGUGAUGCAGAAAGAGGGGCUCGUCUGGCGCAACUAUGUGCCGACUUCAGGAGACGGGGGCAAAGGCGGCCGGGCAGCGCAACUCUGCUUUCAAGCCACAGUGGUAUGGAUGGGUAGCCCUGAACUGUGCAAGAAUCUUGGAGAAAGCGGGCGCUGGCAAGAGCUUAACACUUCCGCUCUGCAAGAGACCAGUGAAGCCCAGCAGAAACUGUUGCUCCUGUUCCUGAAGAAAUCUCUCCGGUGGUUCCCCUUCCUGCACCCUGAUCACCUGUACCAGCUCACCAUACCCCAGUGCACGGACUUGGGUGUCUUUGAUCAACUGUGCUGCUCGUCGGCACAAGGAAACCUGAAUGCGCUGAGACGUUCCUUGUUUCUACCUGUUCCAGAUGGUGCCCUCCUGCACCAUGUGGGCUGUAUUUCUCAGCUGGUUUCAGCAGUGCCAGAGAUGGGUCAAAAGCUGUUUUCCAUUGCGGAGAUUCUCAGCUCCAGUUUCACAGGCUCCCUGGUCUCUUUCUCUGGCCUAAUAGUGGAGAGGACUUUGUGUCAAUCUUUCGUUGGAAAGAAAUCACCUGGAGAUGUUUUGAUGCAGCAAAAGGGUAACCUCUUACCCCGGGAUUACACCGUGAAGCUAAGUGUAUCACCUACAGUUGCUGCCUCAGAAGUGCUGGAUGUGUACAUUGAAACGGCAUUCUUGCCCUAUCUUUGGGGUCUACUUCCUGGCGCCAGAAUUCUCUUUCAGAACUUGCAGCGCAAGGUUGCCAGAUCCAAAAAUGUCUAUUGUACAUACAUUGCAUCCAGUUGCGUGUGUGUUCUGACUGCUGCAGCCCAUGACUUUUCUUCCCAGCAGCUGGGUGCCACCUCUGCUCCUUCUGUGGUAUAUUUGUCCAAGAUAACGCCAGAGCCUUCUAGUCUGUGCCAAGCACAGGUUGCCUGCCAUUUGACGUGUGUCCUGUCUUUGUCCCUGCACUGGAACUGUUCCCUUUGCAACAGCAUCUUCACAGAGGGAAAAUGCAGCCAGUAUAACCCACCUUGCCUGUCGCGUACAGGAGUGUGCAAAGCCCGUGCCAGAAUCAUAGUAGAAGAUGGAACAAGCGAAUUUGUGGUGGUGUGCAAGAACCAACAGGUGCAGAAAGUGCUGGGUUUGAGCACCAAGGAGUGGGAUGUUCUACAGAAUCAUGUUCAGAACACGGGCAGUAUUGGCAUUCAGCACAGUGAACUUAAUAUGGCUCCUGGGCAAACUGAGGAGCGUGAAGACCUGUUCACCUGGUACUUGAGAAGCUUAUGCAGAAGCCCAAUUGUCUGUCGGCCUGUCCUGUUGACUUUCAGGCCAGAUAGAAAGCCCUCGGGGGAUCACGAGGCAGGCUCAGGACAGUUGAGGAGGUUUUUCUCCAAUGACUUGGAGUUCCUAAGUCAGACGAGGCAUCGGUGGAACUUGAUGUGUCUGGAUGUCCAGGAGGCGACAUGAACAUGAUGCUUGUA
Messenger RNA from Lacerta agilis (Sand lizard), 3866 nucleotides. It is a transcript of the gene CTC1, whose product is annotated as CST telomere replication complex component 1. Lineage: Eukaryota; Metazoa; Chordata; Lepidosauria; Squamata; Lacertidae. The record is from RefSeq and is a predicted model, not a curated record. Gene Ontology annotation, cellular component: CST complex. Gene Ontology annotation, molecular function: single-stranded DNA binding; telomeric repeat DNA binding. Gene Ontology annotation, biological process: telomere maintenance via telomere lengthening; positive regulation of DNA replication.